Messenger RNA from Artibeus jamaicensis (Jamaican fruit-eating bat), 3432 nucleotides. RefSeq names its product cholinergic receptor nicotinic alpha 1 subunit (gene CHRNA1). Gene Ontology annotation, cellular component: postsynaptic membrane; neuron projection; synapse. The transcript has 10 exons. Bases 398 to 1771 code for a protein of 457 amino acids. Lineage: Eukaryota; Metazoa; Chordata; Mammalia; Chiroptera; Phyllostomidae. The record is from RefSeq and is a predicted model, not a curated record. Gene Ontology annotation, molecular function: transmembrane signaling receptor activity; acetylcholine-gated monoatomic cation-selective channel activity. Gene Ontology annotation, biological process: nervous system process; monoatomic ion transmembrane transport; chemical synaptic transmission.
CCGGUGGAGGGGACCGGGACUGUGGGGCUGCGGCCACGGCGGGACGCCUCGCGGUUGAUUACUGUUCGCUCCAGUAACAGUUGUGGGCGGUGGGCGGUUUGCUCCCGCUAAUGGCCCGCUGCUGGGCGGGCAUUGCCAGCUACUGAGAGGGGGUGGAACAGCCACUGCUGUUCUUGUUGGUGGAACAAGCCAGUAAAAGCAAUCUUAGGGGAAAAGCCUUCUUCGUUGAAAACCAAACGCCACCGACCCUGGGGCUCUGCAGCAGCAGGUUCAGGACCAGCCACACUCUUCUCCAGUUCAUUUUGCCACCAGAGCCCCAGCCGAGUGUCCAGCCAGAGCACCGGCCGGCAGCGCAGGCCGCCGCUCCGCCGCCAGCCCGCAGCAGCGCCCUCCGCCCAUGGAGCCCCGGCCGCUCCUCCUGCUCCUGGGCCUCUGCUCAGCUGGCCUCGUCCUGGGCUCUGAACACGAGACCCGUCUGGUGGCAAAGCUAUUCGAACACUACAACAGCGUGGUGCGGCCAGUGGAAGACCACCGCCAGGCCGUGGAGGUCACCGUGGGCCUGCAGCUGAUACAGCUCAUCAACGUGGAUGAAGUGAAUCAGAUCGUAACAACCAACGUUCGACUAAAACAGCAAUGGGUAGAUUACAACCUAAAAUGGAAUCCAGACGACUAUGGCGGCGUGAAGAGAAUUCACAUUCCCUCCGAAAAGAUCUGGCGCCCGGACAUUGUGCUCUAUAACAAUGCAGAUGGUGACUUUGCCAUUGUCAAGUUCACCAAAGUGCUGCUGGACUACACCGGCAACAUCACGUGGACACCUCCGGCCAUCUUUAAAAGCUACUGUGAGAUCAUCGUCACCCACUUUCCCUUCGACGAGCAGAACUGCAGCAUGAAGCUGGGCACCUGGACCUAUGAUGGCUCUGUGGUGGCCAUCAACCCGGAAAGCGACCAGCCAGACCUGAGCAACUUCAUGGAGAGCGGGGAAUGGGUGAUCAAGGAGGCCCGCGGCUGGAAGCACUGGGUGUUCUACGCCUGCUGCCCCUCCACCCCCUAUCUGGACAUCACCUACCACUUCGUCAUGCAGCGCCUGCCCCUCUACUUCAUCGUCAAUGUCAUCAUUCCUUGCCUGCUCUUCUCCUUCUUAACCGGCCUGGUGUUCUACCUGCCCACAGACUCAGGAGAGAAGAUGACUCUGAGCAUCUCCGUCCUGCUGUCUUUAACCGUGUUCCUUCUGGUCAUCGUGGAGCUGAUCCCCUCCACCUCCAGCGCCGUGCCUUUGAUUGGGAAAUACAUGCUCUUCACCAUGGUCUUUGUCAUUGCCUCCAUCAUCAUCACUGUCAUCGUCAUCAACACACACCACCGUUCCCCCAGCACCCACGUCAUGCCGGACUGGGUUCGGAAGGUUUUUAUUGACACCAUCCCAAAUAUCAUGUUCUUCUCCACAAUGAAAAGACCAUCCAAAGAAAAACAAGACAAAAAGAUUUUUACAGAAGACAUUGAUAUUUCUGACAUUUCUGGGAAACCGGGGCCUCCCCCGAUGGGCUUCCACUCUCCCCUGAUCAAACACCCCGAGGUGAAAAGUGCCAUCGAGGGCGUCAAAUACAUCGCGGAGACCAUGAAGUCGGACCAGGAGUCCAACAAUGCGGCCGAGGAAUGGAAGUAUGUUGCAAUGGUGAUGGACCACAUUCUCCUUGGAGUCUUCAUGCUUGUCUGUAUCAUCGGAACCCUGGCCGUGUUUGCAGGUCGGCUCAUUGAAUUAAAUCAGCAAGGAUGAGCAGAGCACUCAGCCGAGCCUGGCUCUGCCCAGCACCGGGCAGAGAGAGAGGCGGGGCAAACAGGAAGACUUGUCCACUUGGGUAUCAGCUCACUUAUCAAGCAUUUUCUUUAUUUGCAAUUAAUGGUAAUAAUUUACACUUCCAUGAGGUUGCAGCCUCAAAAUGUUUUCCCGUUGCUUCUCCCUUCGGGCUGGGUCAGCCUGUAGAGUGAACCCUGCUCGAUAAAGGGGACGGGGUCACUGCAAGAAUGUUCACUGCCAGUGGCCUCUGGGAGAGUUUUGUCCAGAACAGCUGAGGUUUUCUGUUGGUUUGUUUUUCUACUUUUUUUUUUAAAGCAAAGUAUGUAUCCUUUGCUUAAAAGCUAGUUUUGUGCCUACUGGGAAAGCCCCACUUACCAGUCCCCAAAAGACAAAGCAUUUGAUCUGGAGAGAAAAGAGGCAGUAGAAAGGCAAUAGGUAAAUUCUAGAAUGGGCCCUGAAAUGCACAUUGCACCAAGCCCCGUGCUUUAAAGUACGUGUCUAGGACUGGGAGGUGAGGGGCAUAUUUCCCAGUCUAACACAGCACCUGAGUUUGGUGCUCUGGGUUUGAGGGAAAGUAGGUCCUAAGCUGUAUGGGCUGGAAGGUCCAGGCCCCGAGGGUAUUGUCUCACGUACACAAUUUAUUUCAUCCUCACAACUGUCCUACAAAUAAGAAAACUGAACUGGAGGGGGGUUAAGUUCACUGCCUAAACUAUCAAAGAAAAGUGGGAUUUGAACCUAGACUGAAUCUGGGUUCCAAGCAGCUCUGGGCUGAGUCAGUGCAUCUGCCCCUUGCUUUCUUGGCCACCCUGGCCCAACCUAGGCCAUUCUGUAACUGGUCAGUGUCUCCAGAGCAUCUUUCUGCUUUCCCAGUUACACUUCCCGCCUAUUUUUCUCCAUAGCAACCUUCUAGCCACAAUGUAAUUCACCCAGAACUAGCAUCUGUGCAGCCCUGGGCUCAGCGGCAGAACACAUCUGCCCGUAUCAGGGAAAUUGCCCAGCCGGGUGGCCUGACAGAACCCAGGGGGUCUCAGCCUAUUCUCCAUGGGGACCCUUCUCAGGCAGCCAUGGUAAGACUGAGUGCCUCCAUCUUAAACUAAAGAGAAAACAGUCUGGUGGUUCCUCAAGAAACCAGAUGUAUCAUAUGACGCAGCAAUUCCACUUCCAGAAGAUUUGAAAGCAGGGACUUGAACAGAUACUUGUGGCCAGUGUUGCCGCAGCAUGUGAAAAGGUGGUAACGACUCGAGUGUCCUUCCGUGGAUGAGCAAAACACAGUACACACAUGCAGUGGAAUGGCCUUAAAGAAGAAUGAAAUUCUGACACAUACUGUGAUCAACCUUGAAAACCUACUAAAUGCAGUGAGCCAGACACAAAAGGACAGACACUGUACAACUCCAUUUGCAGAGGUGCCUAGCACAGGCAAACUCAUUGGGGUAGAAAGUAGAGUGGUGAUUACCGGGGCGCAGAAGAAGGGGCAAGUUAUUGCUGGAUGGGCAGAGUUUCGGUUUGGGAUGCUGAGAAAGUUCUGGAAGUGGGUGGUGCUGAUGGUCACACAACUUCGUGGAUGUGGUUACGGCCAUGGAAUUGUACACUAAAGGACAGUUACCGUGAUAAAAUUUGUGCCAUGAAUAUUUACCGCAAUA